This is a messenger RNA of Psylliodes chrysocephalus, 420 nucleotides long. The record is from the annotation of a GenBank genome assembly. NCBI's taxonomy places the organism in Eukaryota, Metazoa, Arthropoda, Insecta, Coleoptera, Chrysomelidae.
AUGGAUAUAGAUUCUGAAAGCACUGGAACUUCAAUAGAGGACAAUACUGAAAAUUUUUGUGAUAACCCUACCAGAGACACCCUUGCAGAGGGUUUGAUGGGUCUGAUAAAACCUACAGUGGAUCAAUUAGAUGAAAGAGUUCGUGCUACUAGAAUUUCACAACUGGAGCUAAAACAGUGCAUUGAAAGUCUUACAGAAGAACUAAAGGCAAUUUCAGAGUACCAGCAAAAUACAGUAGAUUUGGAUAUUUAUGUUAAGAAAUUGAUAAACGCAAAACAAAGAGUAACAGUGGUGACUAACAUAUUGCAAAACACACAGGAUAGACUAAACAGGGUACAUAUGUCAAUAGAAAAGGAAACAAACAAAAGGAAAGUACUCUUAGAAGAUCUUACUGAGCAAGAACCGACAACUUCUAAUUAA